This is a messenger RNA of Humulus lupulus (European hop), 1740 nucleotides long. RefSeq lists its product as uncharacterized. The coding region runs from base 1 to 1740 and encodes 579 amino acids. Lineage: Eukaryota; Viridiplantae; Streptophyta; Magnoliopsida; Rosales; Cannabaceae. The transcript has 2 exons. Gene Ontology annotation, biological process: DNA integration. The record is from RefSeq and is a predicted model, not a curated record. Gene Ontology annotation, molecular function: RNA-DNA hybrid ribonuclease activity; nucleic acid binding.
AUGUAUACUGACGGAGCAUCCAAUUUCCGAGGGGCUGGUAUUGGCGUUGUAUUAGAAGCUCCCUCGGGCCUCAAAAUCGAAGAAGCCAUUCGUUUAGAGCAAUCCACGACGAAUAAUGAAGAAGAAUAUGAGGCACUAAUCUAUGGUUUAGAACUCGCACGAGAAAUGGGAAUCCAGCGUCUGAAUGUCAGAGGCGACUCGCAGCUUAUGAUAGAGCAAGUCGCUGGAAAUUUUGAUACCAAAGCACCCCAUCUAGCUAGCCUUCUACAGAAGGUAACUGACUUGCGAUCGCAUUUUCGCCAGUUCGAACUCAUACAAGUACCUAGGGAGCAAAAUCAGAAGGCCGAUGCCCUUGCCAAGUUAGCUUCUGCAGGAGGCUGCACACGCCAGUCCUCCAUAUCAAUAAGUCGAUCAAGCAAAGACAUGGAAGUCUAUUCAACCUCAUCAGAACCUGAAUGCUGGAUAGAUCCAAUAAUACGAUACUUGACCACCUCCGACCUCCCAUCUAAUCCAAAAGAUGCAAAACUUCUGCGCCUUCGGGCACAACGCUAUUCCAUGAUCCAUGGGACACUGUACCGAAAGUCCUUCAACGGCCCAUACCUACGAUGUUUGCGCCCAUCAGAAGCUAAAAAAUUAUUAGAAGAAAUACAUAAAGGGACAUGUGGAAAUGACACAGGGGGACGGAGUCUGGCACACAAGGCACUCACAGCAGGGUAUUACUGGCCAUACAUGAUGACAGAGGCGCGUGAUUAUGCCAAAAAAUGCGACAAAUGCCAACGAUUUGCACCCACCAUCCAUCAACCUGCUCAAACCUUACACUCCGUCAUUACACCUUGGCCUUUUGCAAAAUGGGGUAUGGAUGUAGUAGGUGAACUACCUAAGGCUGCUGGAGGAAGACAGUUUGCUCUUGUAGCCACUGAUUACUUCACAAAAUGGGUUGUGGCAGAGGCGUACGUCACAGUCAGCAAAACAGACACUGUGUCCUUCAUCUGGAAACAUAUCAUAUGUCAAUUUGGGAUACCGUGGGAGAUAGUCGUGGACAAUGGAACUCCGUUCCAAAAUGCGAAGGUGCAAGAACUAUGCGACACAUACAAGAUCAAACUAAGCUUCGCCUCUGUCACUUACCCACAGGGCAACGAUCAAGCAGAGGCUUCCAACAAAGUUAUCUUUGCCAACAUUAAGAAGAACUUAGAAGAUAAAAAAGGAGCAUGGGUAGACGAAUUACCGAAAGUAUUAUGGGCAUAUAGGACAACAAAAAGAUCCUCCACGGGGGAAUCUCCCUAUGCCAUGGUAUAUGGAACAGAGGCUGUCAUCCCAACAGAAAUCGGUCUACCUACACUUCGGACAGAGAUCGCAUCUGAUCCAACAACAAACAAUAUUCAACUACUGCACAACCUGGACCUUCUAGAAGAAGCACGUACAAUGGCACAAUUACGACUAGAGAAUUAUCAAAAGGUUGCAGAAUGCUACUACAACAAAAGAGUCCACUCACGCAUGUUUCGAGAAGGAUACGCGGGAACCCAAACGACCCACCACUACACUACACGGUAUGGGUGCAUUGGAAAGAUACAUGCCUCGCAAUUUUCACCUCUUUGCAUCUGCCUCGACGCCCUACUCUACGCCUUGUCCCCCGCGUUCGGUCUGGAUCACAUUAACCCCUCUGACCUCAUGGGAAAGUUUCCGUCUCCAGAGGCCAAACCCGUUCCGAUCAAGACCACUACAACGACUCCCUACGAGUAA